AUGCCUGUUGGGGGGGUGGGGGGGGGGGCGCCGCAGGCUGGUUUUGUCCCCUCGGAAGGGAUUGCGCUGCGGAAUGCGGUAAAGCUCAUGGCGACCGACAUAGAGACCGCCGAGCUGUUCCCGGAAGUGACGAUGUCCUCCUUCACAAAUGAUCUCGCGUGCGACAAGAGCAACAACAAAAUGAUUUACCUCUGCAGAACGACCAAGUCAAGGAAAAAAAAAAGGAAGGCGUGGUGGUGCUUGGCCAUCAACACACUCGUUCAGGAGCUCAGUGAUCAGAGACCUAUGGUGUGUGGUUUGGCACUCCGCGCCUGCUCGGCGUGGCACGUGCGCGACUGACUCGAGUAGCUUACGCCACUUCUCGAUAAGACCAUGGCGGCCUCCUCAGAAGAAGUGCACAAAGCAACCGUAUGAUGCCCUCUCUUCACGUUCACUCUCACUUCCAGUGACUUUAGGAGCUCAAGUCGUUGGAGCACGGCCUGCGCCUGCUGUCCGAACUCGACUUGCAAGUGAUCUUCAAGACACUAGAUGUGGUGCAUGAGAUAUCCUGGAGUGAUGCGGCGCAGGAGCCUGACUGCAAAACGGUAUCUCCUAUUCACGGGGAACCGCACGCUGCUGUACCAUCUCCUUAACCUGUGCUACCCCUUGCGGACGAGUAGCAGUCUGAUUCAGGUGCUCCACCUGUGUCUUGAGGGCACGCCCACAAGCGAGGGGGAUGGGUAAGACGACGAAUCAGCUGAACUGCGCCUCACGUCCAACAGCUCUGGCGUGGUGAUGACGUACAGUCACGUUUUUCUCCGCUUGACGCAGAAUCCCUCCACGCUGGAGCGCGAAAUGCUCGAACUUCUCCGCGAGGCGCUGCGCGUUGUGCUCCUGAGUGAGGUCAGUGUAGCCGUCUUUGUAGCCCUGUGCCAGAGCAAAGGUGCUCGUAAACACGACGCGAGGCUUUUUGUCAGGGACUUCUAACCAUUCAAGUGUCCCAUGAAAGCGUUUUUGUGCAAUCAGAGCAUCACGAUGGACAUCCGCGCCUCCGUGGGCUCUGCGUGCUCAGCCCCAGUCCACUCAUGAAGGCGCUUCGUCGCCCAUUUGGAGGCUCGCAGCACUGCCGUUGCCCGCUCUGCCAUCGCUACGCUGGGGCGCAUGCCGCUGAGGCUACCAAAGGCACUGAGUGCCACCCUCACUUUCUUCACUAAAAUCAUCACACUCAGUCUAGAGAAGACGGGCGUGGCGUCACGCUGACGAUGCCCGCGGACAUGCUACAAGGAGGCACCGUUCGUCGAUAGUGAAAGUUGGUGGAUACUUCUCGAGCUGGUGGACACGUUCGGCGAAUUCAUUGACGAUGCCCCGUACCUGGUGGCAAUCUUCCUCGAUAUACUACUGAAGAACUCAGCAGCGUUGCGGCUGCGACUGCUGACCUCUGUCGCGACACUCCUUUUCAAAGGUCCACAUGAGAUACAGCGGCGCCUCAACGGCAUCCCCCACAUGCCUCCAGCCGACUUUACGAAUGCCGACGUGUUACACAGGAGGACGGUCUUGUGUUGCGGUCUCCUCAACACCGAAAUGGCCGCCACGACGCGGGUAUUUUUCGCCGCGAAGAAAGCGGUGCUCUCCUCCAUCGGGGGCGUGGAUGCCAGUGUGCUGGACCGAUUUAUAGCAGAGUUGGACAUCUUUCCCAUGGUCAACAGGGCGCCGCAAGAGAAACUUCUUCAUGCGAAGGGGGAAGCAGCGGCGUUGGGGGACGUGGAGCGCGGAGGCGACGGAAGAAGAAGCUCAGAUGGAGGACAACGCCCGAGGCAACGGAGAAAACACGUGGCGACGGCGAUGCUGCGCCGCUGGCGGGGUUGUGACUCUCUCACAACGGCAAGCUAG
Molecule: messenger RNA, 1869 nt
Organism: Leishmania braziliensis MHOM/BR/75/M2904
Lineage: Eukaryota; Euglenozoa; Kinetoplastea; Trypanosomatida; Trypanosomatidae
Source: the annotation of a RefSeq genome assembly